CAACGUAUGGGUGUGAACAAGAAUAAUUUUCGAAGAAUUGCUGACAACGUCACUGCCCGAACUUUUGACGACAGAUACAUCUCUGUCUAUUACUGUUUUGAAGUUCGUCCUCAGUGCAGGUCAACAGAUUCAAAACUGCUUCAAGAGCCAUGGCCGCUUUCCUUCACCACUGCCCCUUCCUGAAGUCGGCCCCCAAGCCUGUUUUGCUGAAAACUGGGGCCGCACUCCUCUCUAUGGCCGACCGAUGCCCCAUGAUCGUCCGCCAGAUCACUGUUUGUGCCUCAAUCCCCAAGGAGAGGAAGACGACCAUCCAUUCUACCCAGUCAGCAGGCAUCCUGCCCCUGAGUGUGGACUCAAAGCGUCAUUUUGCCCAAUCAGCAACCCAGGUGGCUGUCUCCAUGUCCAAGGGAUGUCCCUUUGUCUCCAAUCAGAUUGGCAUGGUAAGAGCGAGCCCUGAGGUUCAGGAGGACGUCCCGACGGAGUCUAACCCAGGUAUGAAAAGAUCUCUUUUGAAGGAACUCGAGGACUCCGUCAUGCCGAAGGUCCAAACCCCCAGAGUGUCCCACCUCCUGAAGGACAAUAUAGUGGGCCCCAGUUUCGACUACGAUGGCUUCUUCGACAGGACGAUCUCUGAGAAGAAGAACGACCACACCUACCGCAUCUUUAAGACAGUGAAUCGGCGAGCUGACGUCUUUCCCUUUGCCGAAGACUACUCCAUGGCCGGGCGGGAAGGCUCCCAGGUGUCUGUCUGGUGCAGUAACGACUACCUGGGCAUGGGUAGCCACCCCCGGGUCCUCAACGGAAUUCAGGAUGCCCUGAAGAGGCAUGGCGCAGGUGCCGGAGGUACCAGGAACAUCUCUGGCACCAGUAACUUCCAUGUGCUGCUGGAAAAAGAACUGUCCCAGCUCCACCAGAAAGACGGAGCUUUGGUCUUCUCAUCCUGCUUCGUUGCCAACGACUCCACCCUCUUCACCCUGGCCAAAAUGCUGCCAGGCUGUGAGAUAUACUCUGACAUGGGGAACCACGCUUCAAUGAUCCAGGGCAUAAGGAACAGCGGCGCCAAACGCUUCAUCUUCCGCCAUAAUGACAGCCAACACCUGGAGGAACUGCUGAGUGGCUCCGACCCCAAGACACCCAAAAUCGUGGCCUUUGAGACCGUGCACUCCAUGGAUGGUGCUAUAUGUCCCCUGGAGGAGCUAUGUGAUGUGGCCCAUCGCUAUGGGGCCUUGACGUUUGUUGAUGAGGUCCAUGCUGUGGGCCUGUAUGGAGCCCACGGGGCCGGUGUGGGAGAGAGAGACAACAUCAUGCACAAGAUUGACAUUGUCUCUGGAACCUUGGCUUGUCACAGAGCUAGGGAAAUGCCCCUCACAGCAGAGAGAGAUUUGAUUGAGCCAAGUAAAGCCUUUGGCUGCGUGGGGGGCUACAUUGCCAGUAGCGCUUCCCUGGUGGACACGGUGCGUUCCUUCGCUGCAGGUUUCAUCUUCACUACUUCGCUGCCCCCCAUGGUGCUGGCUGGGGCCCUGGAGUCUGUGAGAGUCCUGAAGAGCUCCGAGGGCCAGGCGCUGCGCAGGGCCCACCAGAGGAAUGUCAAACACAUGAGACAGCUGCUCCUGGAGAAGGGACUGCCUGUGGUCAACUGCCCCAGCCACAUCAUCCCAAUAAAGGUUGGUAACGCGGAGCUCAACUCCAAGGUGUGUGACAUCUUGCUGGAGCGACACAACAUCUACGUCCAGGCCAUCAAUUACCCGACAGUAGCCCGAGGCGAGGAGCUGCUGCGUCUGGCUCCCUCCCCUCACCACAACCCUGCAAUGAUGGAGUACUUUGUGGAGAGGCUCGUGGAGGUGUGGCAAGAAACGGGGCUCCUUCUGAACGGGCCGGCGACUGUCUCCUGCACCUUCUGUGAUCGCCCACUGCACUUUGACCUGAUGAGUGAGUGGGAGAAAUCCUACUUUGGCAACAUGGAGCCUCAAUACAUCACUGUGUCCGCAUAGUACAAAACUCCAUUCAUUAUACAUCAUUAUCAUCACAUCAUUGCUCUUAUUUCAUACCAGGUUUCAUUCAAACAACGUACAUAUUAUGUAGACUACACAUUUUAAUCUUAUCUCAUUCAGUAUUUAUUUUCUGUGUUUAUUGUUUCUAAAGUAACUUGCUAUCCCCAAAAUAUUUAAGAUUACAUUCAUAAUUCCGUGAACUAAAAUGUGUGCCCCUUUCACAUAGUGACUUAAAACAUAAAACCUGCACAUGGGCACUUUCUAAAAUAACAACUUAAUCUCAAGGUGAUAUUUUGGAUUGUAUAGAUUUCUAUAUCAAUUGUCUUGUGCUUUGGUCACCCGUAAUAGUGAAAGACCACAAUCAUGAGUUGUCUCACUGAAAUGUCAUUGAAACUGAAAAUAUGAAAUAGAAUCACUAUUCAACUUGAAUGUAACAAAUUGAAUGUAAAAAUAAAAAUACUGCUGUAGAAGCGAUUUGGUUUAUUACACAGGAAUUCAAAAAUACAAAAAAAUAAAUUGAAAUAAAACAAAAA
This is a messenger RNA of Oncorhynchus mykiss (rainbow trout), 2524 nucleotides long. NCBI's taxonomy places the organism in Eukaryota, Metazoa, Chordata, Actinopteri, Salmoniformes, Salmonidae. The record is from RefSeq and is a predicted model, not a curated record.